UCCUUGAGCACACGCUCGUAGUCACUGCACUGUAAACCACACAAAACUUAAGGAUUUCUCACUGACUCCUGUCAGCUUCAUUGGCUAAAUGAACGAGGUGUUGGGAUGGAUAUGGCAGAUGGCUAACUAACCCUUUCGUGUCUCUGACGCACUGCUUUGGUGGCGAUGCUUUGCACUGGAGGUGUCCUGCAUCAUUCAUCUGUUCAAUCAAAUCGUGCUGUAACCCGCCAACAUCUAGGAGCCUUCCAUGGAUAGAUCCACAUUUACCCAACAGGUGGAGAGCGUUGAGCGUAAUGUAAAAUUUUUGCAACAGGAACACCGGAUCCUCCUUAGCGGUCUACGGCUAGAGAUCCGCAACCUGAAGAAACGAUGCAAUGAGCUGAGUUGUGAACUAAGUGAAAGAGCACCAGUAAAAAGCCAAGAAGAUAUCAAACAAGAGGAAGAGCUUCUGCAGGCACGAUUACUAGAGACAGAGCAGCAUCUGGCUGAGGAGGAAAGCACCCUGGUGGAGCUGCGAUCAGAGCUACGGAAAAAGGGGGCACUUGCGAGCGCACUGCAGGUUCGACUUCGAGAUGAAGAGCGGCGAUUCCUGGAGGAGCUAAAACGACGCAGUCAUAAGAUUACAACAUUGAGUCGUGAUCUCCGCAAGCAGACUGACCUGGCCGCUCAGCUCUCCUUCCAACUGCAUUCAGCACAGUUUCGAUUGUAUCACCAGACAGAAGACUACGAGGAAGAGGAUGAAGAAGAAGAGGAUGAAGGAGGCACCAUGCAGGAAUCAGAAUGGACUGCAAAUUCUCCAUGGACAUCUCCAGUAAUGGCGGAAAGUCCACGUCAAAGCCGAGCUUCAGGAAGGGUGCGGAGAUCAGAAAGAGUGAGGGAAUGCGUGCCCCGCGAAAGGGUGCUUGGGCCCGAAGAGGCACGCCCCAUGCCUGAUCCCGCCCUUUUCCUUUAUCCUUUCAGACAUAGGCUCCUCCCCUUGCACAGGUCACUUGGAGGUCACUGGAGAGAAGGUGGCCUUUCAAGGAUGCCAGAAGCUCGAAUAGGUAGAUUCAGAGACCGACCACUGAGGGAGGACAUUGGACCAGAGACAACUGAGUUAUAAAGUGCAACAGUGCCCUUUAUUCAAUGGCCUUGGUUCUGGAGGGAUUUUUCCCAUUCAUUUUUCCUAUAGAGUGUUUUUUAAAGGUGCUGUAUGCAAUUUUUUUUCACUGUACUAAAGCAUAAAAAUACCAUAAUAUGUUUGCAGGUAUGUAAGAAUACACAUACUUGUUCCUCCAAAAAACUAAGCGACAGCCAGUUAUUCUGCUUUGAAAUGUGUGUUCCUUGUCUGAAUGUCUGUUUUUUUUUUUGGUCUGUGUGAUUCCGCCCACUGCUAAUUUACUAGGGAUUAUUUUGACACACUUGGUUGCCAGUUAGCGGAAAAUUUCUCAGUACUGCAGCCAUGGAAACGAGCAAACAAACUGGAUCAGAGAUCGCAGAUUCCACCCCACCUAAAAAGCCUUGGCAUCCAAGC
Molecule: messenger RNA, 1513 nt
Organism: Carassius carassius (crucian carp)
Lineage: Eukaryota; Metazoa; Chordata; Actinopteri; Cypriniformes; Cyprinidae
Gene: ccdc92bb
Product: coiled-coil domain containing 92Bb
Exons: 6
Coding region: 248-1102 (284 amino acids)
Source: RefSeq, a predicted model, not a curated record